AUGGCUGCUGCUGCUGCAGUCCCUCUGAAAGAAAAGCCCCAGCGAAUAUUCGAGGGGAAGUUCAGAGUUGGUUCCCGAGCACGCAAACAAAAGAAACCCUCGAAAGCAAAACGCCCAGUAUCGGCGAAGGGCAAGGACGAAGACUCGAUGAACGAGAUUCAUCUCAUCAACAAUUACUGGCUACUUCGUCAAAGUCUAAUGCCAGACAAGAAUCUUUUGAUGAGAGGUGGUGCAUUUGCAGAUCCAUAUGAUUCAUUUCAAUUUCCGCUGGGACCUGAGAGCGAGAAGUUUAUAUUCUACUACCAACAAGCGUACGCCGUCAAUUGCAUCGCCCUUAAUCUUUCGCCAGAUUGCUUCUAUUACGUCAGAGAAGAGCUUGCAAUGUUCCAUGCUGUCAUGUACCUUGUCAGCCUGGAUCAUAACCUAAAAUACGGCAUAACGGACUCUCCCGGAAGUCUGUACCAUGGAAGAGAAGCUUUCCGUCUAAUAAAUGAGGGUCUUGAGGCAGGUGUGAUAAGGGAUACCCUCAUUGCAGCUGUUUCAAUAGUGAUCUCUAGAGAGAAUCUCGCUGGUCAAUUUGAUCAAGCCAAAAUCCACAUGAAAGGCCUUCAACUCAUGGUUAAGGCACGAGGAGGUAUUAAAAGUGUGAUACCUGCACAUAGAAAAGUGGUGACCUGGGCCGAUUUAAGCUAUUCCAAUGUUUGGGGUUGCAAACCCUCCUUCCCGCAGCUCACCUACAAAGCCUCAAAGGGCGAUACAGAAUUGCCAGAAAAAUUGAAAAAUAAAGUUCUCUCUCCAGAAAGCGCCUUCGGGGUCGCCUCGCCUACAAAGUCCAUCUUCCGGUCUCUACGACGUAUGUCCGCAGCUCUCAACCCGGAGUAUGAAGCCCCCAUGGAGCGGCUAGCACUGAGUGACCAAAUUUAUGGCGCCGAAUAUAAUCUCCUCACUCUCCAGAAUGAAUAUAUCGAGUCUUUAGAUCCGGUUCAAUAUCUCUCAUCUAGUUCUGUGUUGAUGAAUAACGCCGCAUAUAUCUACCUUUACCUCAUAUUGAGAGAGCUUCCAAUUAAAUCUCGCCUGCUUUUCAAGCUAUCUCAACAGCUGCGAGAUGCCCUGGAGAUGCAAGAUGAAGAGUGGUGGAAUUCUAGUCCCGAAAGACAACGAUGGUUGCUAUGGGUGCUCUUCAUGGGAUAUGGGGCGGCAUCAGAGUGGCCAGAGAAAUGGUGGUUUGUGGAGAGAAUGGAGCCACUGGGUGCAGCACUCAUGGUCUGGACAAAAGAGGAACUUGAGUCUGCUUUGAAGGGGAUUGUAUGGGAAAAGUCGUGCUCGGACUUUUUGGAGAAAUUAUGGAAGGACAUGUCGCAACGCGACAGGUUUGAGCUGGAUCUCUACUGA
Molecule: messenger RNA, 1392 nt
Organism: Trichoderma virens Gv29-8
Lineage: Eukaryota; Fungi; Ascomycota; Sordariomycetes; Hypocreales; Hypocreaceae
Exons: 4
Coding region: 1-1392 (463 amino acids)
Source: RefSeq, a predicted model, not a curated record